AUGCCUCGGAGACCGGAUGUCAGCAGCAGCUGUUGCUUGCCAUUGCACCUGAAUGAGGACAAUGCUCGCUUCGGCCUGCUGGCGGCACUCAUCCUGCUUUACCUGCUGUGUGGGGCGGUUGUGUUCUCUGCCCUGGAGCGGCCCUCAGAGCUGCAGGCUCACCAGCGCUGGCAGGAACAGCUGGCCAACUUCACCCAGCAGCACAGGCUCAGUCUGGACAGCUUGCAGGUUCUGCUGAGGCAGUAUGAGGAGGCCUUCGUCACUGGGAUUCGAGUGGACGCCUUGAGGCCUCGCUGGGACUUCUCUGGGGCUUUCUACUUUGUUGGCACAGUAAUCUCCACAAUAGGUUUUGGCAUGACCACUCCUGCCACAGUUGGUGGUAAAGUCUUUCUGAUCUUCUAUGGACUCAUCGGCUGUGCUGCGACUAUCCUCUUCUUUAACCUCUUCCUGGAACGUAUUAUCACUAUGCUGGCGUAUAUCAUGCGCUGGUGUCAUGAAAGGCAGCUGCGGCGGGCUGGUGUCGGGGGAGUGGAGGCCCGCGGUGAGGAUGACAGCCUGGAGGGCUGGAAGCCCUCUGUGUACUACGUGAUGCUGAUUCUGGGCAUUGCUGCACUGUUGAUCGCCUGCUGUGCCUCAGCGCUUUACUCAACCAUGGAGGACUGGGACUACUUUGAUUCGCUGUACUUCUGCUUCGUGGCCUUCAGCACUAUUGGCUUCGGGGACCUGGUGAGCAGCCAAAGGGAGAGCUACAAGAAUCAGGAGGCCUACAGGCUGGGAAACUGCCUUUUCAUCCUUAUGGGCGUUUGCUGCAUCUACUCACUCUUUAACGUCAUCUCCAUUAUUAUCAAGCAGACGCUGAACUGGAUCCUGGCUAAACUGGACUGCAGCAGGAUGCAGUGUCCCUGCCGAGGCCGCAACUACAGGAGGCAAGGGCGGGCCUGCUGCUGCUGCUGCUGCCCCUGCAUACCUGGCCAGCGCCGCAGCCAGCAUCCUCCACCUGGCCAUCCCCGACAGAGGGCCCAGAAGCGCAACGCUGUGCACCCUGCCCCUGCAAAUGAGGCUGCGAGGAAGCAGCGUUUCACUAAUGCAUCAGUGGAAACAGUAUGCGAUAGUGAGACUGAUGCUGGCCCGGGGCCAGAUGGAGGUUAUCUAACAGGGCGCAGACUGUCUGGAGAAAUGAUCUCAGUCAAUGACUUUAUGGCCAACAAGGUUUCUCUGGCAAUUCUGCAAAAGCAGCUCUCUGAGACUGCCCAUGGAAAUCCGAGACAGAGCCAUGUUCGCCAAAAUGGCUUCUCUGGUGGAGUGGGGGCUUUCGCUAUCAUGAAUAAUCGGCUACAGGAGACCAGUGUGGACAGGUAG
Colossoma macropomum (tambaqui) is the source of this 1359-nucleotide messenger RNA. Its product is annotated as potassium channel subfamily K member 13. Lineage: Eukaryota; Metazoa; Chordata; Actinopteri; Characiformes; Serrasalmidae. Gene Ontology annotation, cellular component: membrane. The record is from RefSeq and is a predicted model, not a curated record. Gene Ontology annotation, biological process: stabilization of membrane potential; potassium ion transmembrane transport. The transcript has 2 exons. The coding region runs from base 1 to 1359 and encodes 452 amino acids. Gene Ontology annotation, molecular function: potassium ion leak channel activity.